Molecule: messenger RNA, 633 nt
Organism: Echinococcus granulosus
Lineage: Eukaryota; Metazoa; Platyhelminthes; Cestoda; Cyclophyllidea; Taeniidae
Exons: 3
Coding region: 1-633 (210 amino acids)
Source: RefSeq, a predicted model, not a curated record
AUGCAAACUGGCCUAAUCGUUUUCGUUUAUUCAAUUUUUAUCAAUGGAAUACGCGAUAAAAAAUUGGUUGAGAAACUCAUAAAAGAACUAAUUGUUAGCAUUGAGUCGUUGGCGACUUGUCAAUGUCAACAACCCGACUGUGUUCACAGCUUUUGUUCUCGUAAAUUGCCACUGAGCCACAUGGAUGAAGGAAAUGGAGUUGGCUUUUGGGAGGGAGAGGGAGAUGUCUCUGGAAGCAAGAUGUUCUACCAAAUUGACAUUUCCGGAUUUCGCCAUCUGACAGCUGGGCUACAUUGGGGUUCCUCGAUUUGGCUGCACGGUAUGCUCUCCAUUUGGCCUCGAAGAGAAGGCAAGAUUGCGGAUUCACUGGGAGGCAGCAGCAAACGACUCACUGUGUCUCAAGUUGUUAUCACCAGUAAUGUCCCACUUGCUGAAUGUCUACUCCAAGAGGGUGUGGGUCACUCAUCUCGACAUCAUUCCUUCCCAUCUCCAUACUGUCCUUUUGUAAGGUCAACAGGCCAUCCAAGCACACCACUCUUGUUAUUGAACUUAGGACAAAAUCAAAGUCAAAGUCAUGAAGGCUCCGUAGAAUUCCAUCGCUAUUCCAUAUCGACCACUCCACCGUCAGCUUAA